AUGCGCUCACCAUCUCCCGCUCGUCGUUCGCCGUCGCCCGCCCGGCGCUCGCCCGAGCGCUUCGAGCGUCCGGAACGCUCGGACAGGGAGCGUCCGGACAGGGAGCGCGCGGACAGGGAGCGCAGACACCGCCCGGACACCGCGCCCGCGCCCCGGACUCAUGACGAGGAAAGCGAAUAUCGUCGACGCGUGCGCGAGCAAGAAAGUUUGCGCGAGCGCGUGCUUCGUGCUAAAGAAGUUCGCCGCCGUAGAAACGCCGCCGCGCUACAUAAACAACUGCAGGAGAGAGAGCGCGAACGCCAAGGCCUAGACAAAGACAAGGACAACCACAAAGAAUCCAAGCCGGAGCCACCUAGCGUCCCGGACAGGCCCGCCGAGCCGGACAGCCAGCCGGACACCACGCGAAAGUCGCCGGACAAGCCCGCGCCCAAGCCGGACAAGGUGGAGAAAAUCAGGGAGCGGUCGCCGGUUAAAGAUGACAGUGCCGAAGUUAAUUCCACUUGUGAGAACUUAACCCCUCCGCGGCCGCCGUCCCCAGAGCGCGCCUUAACCCCUCCGCUGCCGGAGCCAAAGAAAGACAACAAGUACGACAGCGAUGACGACCUCGACCUCAUCCUCGGAGACAUCGACGGGAUACUGUCGGACGACGAGGACACCGGCCGGUUCAAGGACAAGGACAAGCCUGCUAAGUACCAGGAAGAUUUAGACCUCAUCCUCGGAGACAUCGACGGGAUACUGUCGGACGACGAGGACACCGGCCGGUUCAAGGAUAAGGACAAGCCUGCCAAGUACGUUACUAUCAUUUUUAUUUUAAAAAUGUGGGUCGUGCCUACAAGGUGGACCGACGACCUAAUAAAAGAAUAUUUAGAUCUCAUCCUCGAAGACAUCGACGGGAUACUGUCGGACGACGAGGACACUGGCCGGUUUAAGGACAAGGACAAGCCUGCUAAAGCCGAGCCCGCUAAGCCAGCCGUGGACUUACGCGCCCGCAUCGGCGCCGGCGCAUCGGUUCCUGCGCGGCGGCAGAAGAUCGUCUUCCAUGAGAAGAAGAAGGAAAAAUCUCCUCCACGCCGAGCGGUCGUCACGAGCUCGACAAAAGCCGACAACUCGGAAAGUGACAAAAAAAGCAAACAGGUGAAACCCAAACCUGACGCGAGUACAAAUAAAUCCAGACAGAGGAUAACUUUUGACAGUAAAGAGGAUAAAGAAAAAGAAAAGGACGACGACAAAAAACAAUCGUUCCCCAACCGGCGGGUGAUUCUCCAGCGCAAAACGCAACCUACCAAAGACUCCAAAUCCGUUUUCUCGCGGAUCGAAACCAAAACGGAUCCGACCAAGCCCCACCCGGGGAUAUUCAGCCGCGCCGUCCGGACCGCCAUCGGAUCGGACACGCGGAUCGUUAUUAAGAAGCACGAGGAGCCUCACGUCGAGUUUGAGUCGGAUUCUGACUUGGAUGAGGACAAAUUACUGGAUGAGGAGGUCGGGAAUGUCGCUGACGUCACCAACCUGCCUCACGGUAUGACGGAUACCAGGCUGAAGACGCUUGCAGGGAACGAUGUGCAGAGCUUAAGUUUGGACAAGGAAGAGCGCCGCGCGAAAAUCACCUUCAAAACCACCGUCGCGGCGGAAACCUUCAAAAAGAAAUUCAACAACAAAAUGGUAGCGGCCAGCAGACUCACCGUUUCUUUGCGUUGAAAUAAACAACAGGUUUUAAGAUAAAUGCGUAGAAUAUAUUAUUGAAUAUAAACUUUUAUCUUAUAAUUUGAGUUCUGUUACUCGUAAGCUAUAAAAGGUCCUCUUUGAGUUGUAUUUGGGAUAGUUAUAGCUUGUUUUAUUUUUGUUUCAAAUCAUAAACGGCCAGAUUUGUAAGAUUGGACAGAAAAGCUGACGAAUUUCAGUUGGAAAUGUAUUGAUUGGGUUCUAAUUACAAGUAGCAAAUAAAUGAUUUUUGAAAAGUCCUAUCAUAUAAUAUAGUCUAUUGUUUAAUUGUAAGUCGGUAAAAUUGUGUUUAGAAAAUAAGAUUUUUCUAUUUCGCUUUGUUUCAAAGUGUAACACGUUCUGAAAUAAUUACUUGUGAAGUUAUUAUUUUGUUUAAAUGGUGUAUGAAGAAAGAAUUUUGUCCAACUUAUAGCAGCGCUAUAAAAAUUUUUUGUUAACUAUCUUUCAUUUUGUCACCAUACUUUUAUGCUUUUUGCUGUGUUUAAUGUUUUACAUUACAAUGAAAUAAAUUUCAUGUGUAAGCUUGUUUUAAGGGUGAUUCGAAUAAUUGUUUUCUCCCAAUAUUUUUUAGAUUGUGGUAAAGAAAUAGUUAUGUAUACCUACAUAAACUUUUAUUCUGAUUUAUGUAAAUUUACUUUUAUUGUGCUUCCUAUAACAGUUGUGGUAACCAGUGUAUAGUGAUUGGGUGUAUUUAUUAAAUUCCAGAUGAUUUAUUAAAAAACAAGAUUUAUCAGUUGGAACCUUAUGGCAUAAUAAUGACAAGAUAUUUAUAUUAUAAUUAACAUUACAGAAAACUGUCAUUUUCUUUAGAAAAGAAAUAAAAUUUGGUAGAAAUUUAUGGAUUCAACGAAGAUACUUUUUACUGUGUAUUUAUUUAAGUUUUAGCUGUGGACAGGGACGCAGGUUAUAGAAAAUAAGUUUGUCCUUUGAUAGGCUGUAAUUUAGGGAUAUUUCUUGUCACAGUCGCUCAUGCCUGUACCUCGCAUUGUGCGAUAGGGAUAGAGAUAUCCGAAUGUUGAUGGAUGGCGUAGCUUUGUUUUAAACAAAUGUAUAACGUGUAUAACAUAGUUUGUACAACCAUAUAAAAUAUCAGAUUAUGUACCGAAGAAAUUACUCUUAAAUACUUAUUGCUAGCAAGAAUGUCUUAUAUAUUAUUUAGUAAACCUUUCAUAGCGUAGCCAAAAAUAUUCUUUCUAUAUUAGAUGAAGCUUCAAUAUGUCCUCUAGUAACUAGAUAUAAGUUAUUUGAGUAGUGUAUGCUUGAUUUCUUAUCUUAUUAAACAACACUUGCAUAGAUGUUAUAUUUUGUCUACUCUAGUACUCAUUCAAAUUGCAUAUUUCAUUAUGCAAAUACCUCUAGACAAUAUAACGCUAUCGAUUUCGAUUCGAUUAAAUUGACACAUAUGCAUCGCUAAUGUAUAAGAACUUUUAAGUAGUAUAUUACAGCAAUUUUUCACCUGUCCCAUUGGAUGUAUAACCCAUUGUAUAGCGCUUAAGUAAUAUUGCUUCAAAUAUGUUUUCCAAAAGCAAUAUCCAGUGUUGAAUAUUUAAAGCAUUUUAUUAGAGAAAAAAGCAGUGGAAAUUUUAGUUCGACGAAUUUAUAAUAUGUUAUAAUUAUCUAAAAUCACCAAACAUGCAAGCUUGAUAUAGCGUAAAUGUUUUAAUAUUUUAAGUAGGUAGAAGGUUUCGUUAAAUAUUAGUUUAGGUUAGUUUUAUUUGUUAUUUUUAAUGUAAUAAACAAUAUCCUUGAAGAGCAUUUUUUAUGUUGUAUACUUACACAUCAAGCGUAACAGUUGAAAUAGUAAAGUCGCUCUUAUUCCAUUAGAAAUAAGGUCGAUAUCUAGAUCAAUAUGUUAUGUCUGGUGCUUUGUAUAUUUGAGUGAUAUCUAU
Molecule: messenger RNA, 3608 nt
Organism: Ostrinia nubilalis (European corn borer)
Lineage: Eukaryota; Metazoa; Arthropoda; Insecta; Lepidoptera; Crambidae
Product: BAG domain-containing protein Samui-like
Exons: 11
Coding region: 1-1695 (564 amino acids)
Source: RefSeq, a predicted model, not a curated record